AUGGGGCAGGCGUGCGGCCACUCCAUCCUCUGCAGGAGCCAGCAGUACCCGGCAGCGCGACCGGCUGAGCCGCGGGGUCAGCAGGUCUUCCUCAAGCCGGACGAGCAGCCGCCGCCGCCGCAGCCAUGCGCCGACAGCCUGCAGGAUGCUUUGCUGAGCCUAGGCUCUGUCAUCGACAUUGCAGGCCUGCAACAGGCUGUCAAGGAGGCCCUUUCAGCUGUGCUCCCCAGAGUGGAGACCGUCUACACCUACCUGCUGGACAGGGAGUCCAGGCUGGUGUGUGAGGACCCUCCACACGAGCUGCUCCAGGAAGGGAAAGUCCGAGAGGCUGUGAUCUCCCGGAAACGGCUGAGCUGCAAUGGAUUGGGCCCCUCGGACCUGCUGGCGAAGCCCUUGGGCAGGCUGGUGGCUCCACUGGCCCCUGACACCCAAGUGCUGGUCAUACCACUGGUGGACAAGGAGGCCGGUGCUGUGGCUGCUGUCAUUUUGGUACACUGUGGCCAGCUGAGUGACAGUGAGGAGUGGAGCCUGCAGGCCGUGGAGAAGCAUACCCUGGUGGCCCUGCGGAGGGUGCAGGCCCUGCAGCAGCGCGGGCCCACUGAGGGCCCCGGCGCAGUCCAGAACCCCCCGGCGGGGGCGGCGGGCGACCAGAAGAGCGGAGUUGCGUACACCGACCAGGACAGCAAGAUUCUGCAACUGUGCGGGGAACUCUACGACCUGGAUGCCUCUUCCCUGCAGCUCAAAGUUCUCCAAUACCUGCAGCAGGAGACCCAGGCAUCCCGGUGCUGCCUCCUGCUGGUGUCCGAGGACAACCUCCAGCUUUCCUGCAAGGUCAUCGGAGAUAAAGUGCUGGAGGAAGAGAUCAGCUUUCCACUGACAAUGGGACGCCUGGGCCAGGUGGUGGAAGACAAGAAGUCCAUCCAGCUGAAGGACCUCACCUCUGAGGAUGUGCAACAGCUGCAAAACGUUCUGGGCUGUGAGCUGCAGGCCAUGCUCUGUGUCCCUGUCAUCAGCCGGGCCACUGACCAGGUGGUGGCUUUGGCCUGCGCCUUCAACAAGCUUGGAGGAGACUUGUUCACGGAACAGGACGAGCACGUGAUACAGCACUGCUUCCACUACACAAGCACGGUGCUCACCAGCACCUUGGCCUUCCAGAAGGAGCAGAAACUCAAGUGUGAGUGCCAGGCUCUUCUCCAAGUGGCAAAGAACCUCUUCACUCACCUGGAUGACGUCUCUGUCCUGCUCCAGGAGAUCAUCACCGAGGCCAGAAACCUCAGCAAUUCAGAGAUCUGCUCCGUGUUCCUGCUGGAUCAGAACGAGUUGGUGGCCAAGGUGUUCGACGGGGGCGUGGUGGAUGAUGAGAGCUACGAGAUCCGCAUCCCGGCGGACCAGGGCAUCGCAGGCCACGUGGCGACUACUGGCCAGAUCCUGAACAUUCCGGACGCGUACGCGCACCCGCUUUUCUACCGCGGCGUGGACGACAGCACCGGCUUCCGCACGCGCAACAUCCUCUGCUUUCCCAUCAAGAAUGAGAACCAGGAGGUCAUUGGCGUGGCUGAACUGGUGAACAAGAUCAAUGGACCAUGGUUCAGCAAGUUCGACGAGGACCUGGCGACGGCCUUCUCCAUCUAUUGCGGCAUCAGCAUCGCCCAUUCCCUCCUGUACAAAAAAGUCAAUGAGGCCCAGUAUCGCAGCCACCUGGCCAACGAGAUGAUGAUGUACCACAUGAAGGUCUCUGACGAUGAGUCCACCAAACUUCUCUAUAACGGGAUCCAGCCUGUGGCUGCCAUUGACUCCAACUUCGCGAGUUUCACCUACACCCCUCGCUCUCUGCCCGAGGAUGACACGUCCAUGGCUAUCCUGAGCAUGCUGCAGGACAUGAAUUUCAUCAAUAACUACAAAAUCGACUGCCCAACACUGGCCCGGUUCUGUUUGAUGGUUAAGAAGGGCUACCGGGACCCCCCCUACCACAACUGGAUGCACGCCUUUUCUGUCUCCCACUUCUGUUACCUACUCUACAAGAACCUGGAGCUCGCAAACUACCUCGAGGACAUCGAGAUCUUCGCCUUGUUUAUUUCCUGCAUGUGUCAUGAUCUGGACCACAGGGGCACCAACAACUCCUUCCAGGUGGCCUCGUGGGGGCUCAGUUCAGGGGGCAGUUCCCCCUUCCCUGCCUGGCCCCCAUCACUCCUUUUCCCCCAGAGGCAUCACUUCGCUCAGGCCAUUGCCAUCCUCAACACCCACGGUUGCAACAUCUUCGACCACUUCUCCCGGAAGGACUAUCAGCGCAUGCUGGACCUGAUGAGGGACAUCAUCUUGGCCACGGACUUGGCACACCACCUCCGUAUCUUCAAGGACCUCCAGAAGAUGGCCGAAGUGGGCUAUGACCGAACCAACAAACAGCACCACAGCCUUCUCCUCUGCCUCCUUAUGACCUCCUGUGACCUCUCUGACCAGACCAAGGGCUGGAAGACCACAAGAAAGAUUGCAGAGCUGAUCUACAAAGAGUUCUUCUCCCAGGGAGAUUUGGAGAAGGCCAUGGGCAACAGGCCAAUGGAGAUGAUGGACCGGGAGAAGGCCUACAUCCCUGAGCUGCAGAUCAGCUUCAUGGAGCACAUCGCGAUGCCCAUUUACAAGCUGCUGCAAGACCUGUUCCCUAAGGCGGCAGAGCUGUAUGAGCGUGUGGCCUCUAACCGUGAGCACUGGACCAAAGUGUCCCACAAGUUCACCAUCCGCGGCCUCCCAAGCAACAAUUCACUGGACUUCCUGGAUGAGGAGUACGAGGUGCCCAAGCUGGAUGGUGCUGGGGCCCCUGUCAAUGGCUGCUGCAGCCUUGAUGCUGAGUGA
This is a messenger RNA of Trichechus manatus latirostris (Florida manatee), 2847 nucleotides long. RefSeq names its product phosphodiesterase 2A (gene PDE2A). The coding region runs from base 1 to 2847 and encodes 948 amino acids. The transcript has 30 exons. Gene Ontology annotation, biological process: cGMP catabolic process; positive regulation of gene expression; negative regulation of receptor guanylyl cyclase signaling pathway. Gene Ontology annotation, cellular component: mitochondrial matrix; perinuclear region of cytoplasm; cytosol. Gene Ontology annotation, molecular function: 3',5'-cyclic-AMP phosphodiesterase activity; protein homodimerization activity; 3',5'-cyclic-GMP phosphodiesterase activity. The record is from RefSeq and is a predicted model, not a curated record. NCBI's taxonomy places the organism in Eukaryota, Metazoa, Chordata, Mammalia, Sirenia, Trichechidae.